GGAAAAGGUCGCCUCAAAGAAGGAAACUCCCAACUGCUGCUGCAGAAGGAAAACUGCAUGCGCAGCGUGUGUGCCUGACGAGCACUGAUCUUGCCGCGCAACCCAUUGCCGAGCCAUGGCUGACAUAGAUCCACCUCUCACCAACGGCGCGCCGUCCUCGCGGCUCCCCCCCGGCACCAAGUGGGCUGACGUCGAGCGCGACGCGCCCGCCGACGUGGAGGCCGACGACGAGGAGGAGACCCCUUACACGCGUGUGCGGGGCGAGCGGCAGGCCAGCAGCCACCGAGUGGGUGGCGGGGGUGGCGGCAGGGGAGAUCCGCCGCCUCAGGUGCAGUCCUUUCUGCGGAAUUUCUACGAGGACGUCGAGGGCCGCAAGGUGGGCAACAUCGAGAACGCCUACGAGGGGCAGUUCCCACGGCUGUCGGACCAGUACUACUCCAAGACGCGGUGGGUGGACCCUUCGUCUGUGAGCCGGUACUACGCCGACCAGGGUUUCGAGAAGGAGAAGGACGUCGUGCUAAUCCUGUACAAGGAGCUCUUCUACCGGCACCUGCACACGGUGGGCGGGCCGGAGAGCGCCGUGCGGGUGAGGGUGGAGGACCGCGAGGACUCCUGGGGCAACUACCGCGACCUCUUCGACUACUUCCUCGAAGUCGAAAUGGAGAAAAAGUCUGUGUGGACACACACAGAGAGAGGAGGAGAGUGCGUGGGUCACUGUGUUCAUGUCCGUGUGUUGGAUGGAUGGGUGGGUGGCCACAGGCCUGGUCGUGGCGCCCGCGGUCUGCAGUUCCCCUACACGUGGACCUUCGACAUGCUGGACGAGUUCGUCUACCAGUGGUCGCAAUUCAAGUUCUUCCACAACAAGGUAAGGUAACCUCACCAUCAAUCCAUCCAUCCCUCCAUCCACCCACAACACGCACCCAUCUCUCUCUGUCCCUCCCUCUUUGUAUGCAGACGAGUCAGGGCCGGAGCAAGCGCAGUGACGACGACGGCCGCAUCCGGUUCCGCGAGAUGGUUGCGUUGGCCGACCGGCACAUAUGGGACAGCGCGAGGGUUAUCGAGUACCUGCAGCUCCUCGUCAACAAGUCGGGCAUCAACCAGUACUUCAGACACAACAGAGAACGAGCAAGGGUACGUCAGGCGAGGCUUGGCGAACUACAGAAGGACGUCACACGAAGGAUUCUCUCUCUCCCUCUCUCUCUCUCUCUGCGUGUGUGUGUGUGUGUGUGUGUAGGGUGAUGAUCGCAUCGAGACUGACCUGGGCUUGCAGGUUGGGUACUUCGCCAUUGUGCAGCUGCUGCGGUGAGACAGACAUCUCUAACAAACAGACAGACAGACACACCUAACCACCUUCUCACCCAUCCCACCGCUAUCUCUGUCUCUCUGUGUGUGUAUUUUGACGUGAUGGUUGAGUGCAGAGUCCAGUGUCUGGUGGGCGACUACAGGCUGGCCCUGCAGCAGCUGGACGAGUUUGACUUCAGCGGCGACUCGCUCUUCUACCGUGUCCCCAACUGCCACCUCAGCCUCUUCUACUACAUGGGAUUCUCGUACAUGAUGCUCAGGUAAGUCGGUGUGGUGGGGCGGUGGAGGGGUGUGUGCUGCAUGGCAUGGUGUGGGGUGGGGUGGGUGCCAUCGUCAGGCGGUACACCGAUGCUGUGCGGGUCUUCUCGCAAGUGCUGACCUUCCUGCACACCAAGUGAGAAAGGGCGACACACACACACACACACACCCGACACGCCACACACACGAUCACUCUCUGUCUGCCUGCCUGCCUGCCUGCCUGUGUGUGUGUGUGCCUGCCUUUCAGAAAGGACGACUACCUGCAGGGUACGGCGAUGGGUCACCUGCUCAAGAUGAAGGACCGCAUGUACCAGCUGUUGCUGCUGUGCGUGUGCCUCCACCCCCACCGACUCGACGAGAGCAUCAACAUGUACCUCAAAGACAAACACGCAGACAGACACGCACGACUCCUCAAAGGUAAGGAAAUAAGGGACACACACAACACACGACCUGCGGUGAGGAGAGGAGAGAGGGAGAGGGGGAGAGAUUGUGUGUGUGUGUGUGUGUGUUGGGUUAUUGGGUGUGUGUGUGUAGAUGACGAGCAGGAGUACAUCGACGUGUUCAACUAUGCGAGCCCCAAGUUUGUGCACCCCGGCUACCCGCCCUUCGACGACAUGGACGACUACGACCCCACCGAACUCUCACGCACCCAGGUCGAAGUCUUCCUCGAGGUCAGUGCGGUGGACCCACACCCUCUCACACACAUCACGUGACAUGACCCACCCAAUGCAAUGCAGCCCAGCCCAGCCACCAUUGUGUGGUGUGUGUGCAUGUGUGUGUGUGUGUGUUAAUGCAGGAGGUCCGGCACCAGAAGCUGGUGCCCACCAUCCGAUCGUUCGCCAAGCUCUACACAGCCAUCCCCAUCCAAGUCAGUCAGUCUGGCGCCUCCCCCUCCCCCUCACUCUCGCCCUCACCCCUGCUGCUGCUGUGUGUCGAUUCGAUGGUUGGUUGGCUGAGUGCAGAAGCUGGCCUCCCUGAUGGAGAAGAACGAGGACGAGAUCCGCGAGAUCCUCCUGUGCGUCAAGCACAAGGGCCGACAGCUGGUGUGGCGCAGCGGCCCGCCCUUGUCGGGGGAGGUGGUGACGAUGGAGGAGGGCGUUGACUUCUUCCUCGACCACGAGAUGAUCCACGUCAAGAGCACCAAGAUACACCACAACUACGUCCAGUACUUUGUCCACAGCAUCCACACCUUCAAGGUCAGUGAGCAUCACGCUGUUAGGGAGGGAGGGAGGGACGGAGGCAGAGGGACAAUUUGCGGCUGUGUGUGUGUGUGUGUGUGUUUUAGGACAUGAUCCGGUCUGUCGAGCACGGCCUGCAGAGGCGGGAGAGGGUCUGAUCGACCCACCCAGAGAGAGAGGCACGCAGGCAGGCAGGCAGGCAGGCUUGUGUGUGUGUGUGUGUGUGUGGUGUGUGUGUGGCUGCCUGCCUGCCUGCCUACCUGCCGGCUUGUCUGCCUCCCUGUCGGGUUGAUGUUGAUGCGUACGUGGUGUGUUUUAACGGAUGUCAUAUGGUGCGUGGGUGUGGUGUUUUGACAUGUCCCUUGCUGGGAGGGACAGAGAGAGCGUCCUAUGCUGUUGCUGCUGCUGGUGUGUGGCGAUUGAUGCGUCGUGUGAUGUGGUGUGGGCGUCAUCAGAGCGGAGUGUUAGACGUGGCGAUGCCUCCAUGCGGCCAUUGGAGGCGUCACAACGUCUACCACUGCCACCAGAUGGGCCUCACACGAACCACUCAGGCACGUCGCCGUCAAAACAAGAAAGAAUACACUCACUCAGGGGAGGGCUUCGUGAUAUCCUCACAUGGCCCUGGUGUCAUGACAUUUGGUGUUGCAUCUCACCUUGAUGGCCUUCAGCUGUCGCGCGUUUGGUGUCAGAACCAAACGAGCGCAGGUGGAGGACAUCGAUGAGUCAGAUUCGACACCAAGUGUCCAUGGCCGUGUGAGAACCGACUUUGUCUGCUCAAUGCGUGAGAUGCCUG
Molecule: messenger RNA, 3531 nt
Organism: Vitrella brassicaformis
Lineage: Eukaryota; Vitrellaceae
Source: the annotation of a GenBank genome assembly